AUGUUGACCAACUUUGAAACUAAAUCGGCCCGUGUAAAAGGUCUCUCUUUCCACCCAAAACGUCCAUGGAUUCUAGCUAGUUUACAUAGCGGCGUUAUUCAACUGUGGGAUUAUCGCAUAAGCACACUGAUUGAAAAGUUCGACGAGCAUGAUGGUCCAGUACGCGGAAUUGCUUUUCAUAACCAGCAGCCUCUCUUCGUUUCCGGCGGCGAUGAUUUUAAGAUCAAGGUUUGGAACUACAAACAGCGUCGUUGUAUUUUUACGCUGUUGGGACACUUAGAUUACGUACGGACUACCGUGUUUCAUCACGAGUACCCUUGGAUUUUGAGUGCAUCGGAUGAUCAAACCAUUCGUAUCUGGAAUUGGCAGUCUCGGUCAUGCAUUUGUGUGCUAACCGGUCACAACCACUACGUAAUGUGCGCUCAGUUCCAUCCAAGUGAUGAGGACAUUAUUGUAUCGGCAUCGUUAGAUCAAACCGUUCGCAUCUGGGACAUUUCCGGCCUGCGUAAGAAAAACGUAGCUCCCGGUCCGACAGGACUAGACGACCAUCUGAAAAAUCCAGGUGCAACGGAUCUUUUUGGCCAAGCCGACGCCGUAGUGAAGCAUGUAUUAGAAGGACACGACCGUGGAGUUAACUGGGCCAGUUUCCACCCUUCGUUACCGUUGAUUGUGUCAGGUGCCGAUGAUCGACAAGUAAAACUAUGGCGCAUGAACGAGUACAAAGCCUGGGAGGUAGAUACAUGCCGCGGACACUACUACAACGUAUCUUGCGUUUUGUUCCAUCCCAGGGCUGACUUGAUCAUAUCAAACAGUGAAGAUCGCAGCAUUCGUGUCUGGGAUAUGACUAAACGACAGUGCAUUCAUACAUUCCGUCGUGAAAAUGAGCGUUUCUGGAUUUUGGCAGCGCAUCCAAAUUUGAAUUUGUUCGCGGCAGGCCAUGAUUCGGGAACGAUAGUGUUCAAGCUCGAGCGUGAACGUCCGGCAUACGCGGUGUACGGAAAUUGUUUGUACUAUGUUAAAGAACGUUUUCUUCGAGAGCUCGAUUUCAACACAAACACCGAUUCUGUUGUGAUGACGAUUCGAGGUGGAGGUAAAACCCCCGUCUACAGUAUGUCGUACAAUCCUGCACUAAAUGCUGUGCUGCUGUGCACUCGGACGUCUAAUCUGGAAAAUAGUACAUACGACCUGUAUAGUAUUCCACAGAAGGAUAGCGGUUCGCAAAACAAAGAGACGGAUAGCAAACGGUCUUCUGGUGUAACAGCUGUUUGGGUAGCACGUAAUCGAUUCGCCGUGCUAGAUCGUGCCAAUCAACUGGUAAUAAAGAAUUUCAAAAACGAAGUAACUAAGAAGAUUCAAACACCAGUUUGUGAUGAGAUAUUCUACGCUGGCACCGGCAUGUUACUUUUGCGUGAACCCGAACAUGUAACCCUGUUCGAUGUGCAGCAACUACGCUCAUUGGCUCAGGUGAAAAUUGCCAAGUGCAAGUAUGUCGUGUGGUCUACUGAUAUGAGCCAUGUGGCGCUGUUGGCAAAGCACACGCUAAACAUUUGCAACAGACGUUUAGAUUUACUCUGCUCCAUUCAUGAAAGCGCAAGGAUCAAAUCGGGCGCAUGGGAUGAAUCGGGUGUGUUCAUAUACACUACUUCAAACCACAUAAAAUACGCGAUCAUAAAUGGUGACCAUGGCAUAAUCCGUACGCUUGAUCUUCCAAUCUAUAUUACACGCGUGAAAAAUAGCCAAGUGUUUUGUCUGGAUCGCGAAUGCCGUACGCGUUUGCUAACGAUCGAUACCACCGAGUACAAGUUUAAGCUUGCAUUGAUCAACCGAAAGUACGAGGAGGUACUACACAUGGUGCGCAAUGCUCGACUGGUGGGUCAGAGUAUUAUUGCAUAUUUGCAGCAGAAAGGUUACCCUGAGGUGGCAUUGCAUUUCGUAAAGGACGAGAAAACGCGUUUCGGAUUAGCGUUAGAGUGCGGAAACAUAGAGGUGGCAUUGGAAGCAGCAAGAGCAAUGGACGACAAACAGUGCUGGGAGCGGCUGGCUCAGAGUGCGCUAAUGCAAGGAAACCAUCAGGUGGUAGAGAUGUGUUAUCAGCGUACGAAGAAUUUCGAUAAACUUUCGUUCCUGUAUCUGAUAACUGGUAAUUUAGAUAAAUUGAAGAAAAUGAACAAGAUUGCUGAAAUUCGCAAGGACGUCUCUGCACAGUAUCAAGGUGCUUUGCUGCUUGGUGAUGUUAGGGAACGUGUUUCCAUAUUGAAAAAUUGUAAGCAAACCUCUUUGGCAUAUUUGACCGCCAAGACACAUGGCCUUGUGGAGGAAGCAGACCAAAUGGCGGAGGAAUUUUCCGCGGAAGGCAAAGACUUACCACAAGUAAGCGAAGAUGCGAAGUUUCUCCGACCGCCGGUUCCAAUCCAACAGGCUGAAAGUAAUUGGCCUUUGCUGACCGUUUCCAAAGGAUUUUUCGAAGGAACCAUGAUGUCUCGCGGGGCUACCACGGUACAUCAGGCAUUAGCUCCCACCGAAAUGGUGUCCGAAGCUGCUGAAGAAGAGGAUGGAUGGGGCGUUGAUGAUGAUUUACAAGAUGGUGAUCGGUAUGAGGACGCGAAGGAGGAAAAUGAGGUUAAGACGGGUGAAGCAGGCGAGGGAGCUGGAUGGGAUGUGGGCGACGACGAUUUGGAAUUGCCCGAAGAAUUGAUUUCCAAAAUUUCAUCUUCAAAUGCCACCGGAAACAAAAACUUCUUCUCUGCUCCUCCAAAAGGACAUCCCCUCUCUCAUUUUUGGACACUCAAUUCGCAGCUGGCAGCUGAUCACGUACGUGCGGGGUCCUACGAUUCGGCUUGCCGUUUACUCAACGAUCAGGUUGGUGUAGUAAAUUUUGUGCCGUACAAGGUCCUUUUUAUGGAAUCGUACAUAGCGUCAAAAACAUCAUAUAGCAGCUUUCCCCAUGUUUCUUCGCUUUCUGCUCAUCCCAACCGUAAUUGGAAGGAAGUGAAUCCUAAAAAUUGUCAUCCUACACUUGCCUUCAAGCUGAACGAUCUUGUUCAAAAUUUGCAAUCUUGCUACCAAUUAACAACGACUGGCAAAUUUGUGGAAGCAAUCGAGAAACUCCAAAACAUCAUACUCUGCAUACCCCUGUUGGUCGUGGAAACGAGACAAGAAAUCGCUGAAGCUCAACAGCUUUUAACUAUAUGCCGGGAGUACGUUGUAGGGCUACAGAUGGAAACAGUUCGAAAAACACUUCCAAAGAAUACUUUAGAGGAGCAAAAGCGUAUAUGUGAACUGGCUGCAUAUUUUACCCACGUAAAUUUACAGCCAGUCCAUCAAAUUUUAACUCUUCGCACGGCCCUGAAUCUUUUCUUUAAGCUAAAGAAUUACAAAACGGCGGCAUCAUUUGCUCGACGUUUGCUGGAGCUUGGACCACGACCUGAAGUUGCACAGCAGGCUCGAAAAAUAUUACAAGCGUGUGAAAUGAAUGAAACCGACGAGCAUUCAUUGUUAUACGACGAGCACAAUCCUUUCACACUCUGUGCAGUUACAUAUAAACCGAUUUACCGUGGAAAAUCAGAAGAAAAAUGCUCCUUAUGCUCUGCUUCAUACCAGCCUCCGUACAAAGGUGUGACGUGUGUCGUUUGCCAAGUAGCCGAAGUUGGUAAGGACGUGAUAGGUUUGCGCAUUAGCACGUCACAAUUCAAGUAAUGCUAGAAGAUUUUCGUUGUGGUGAUACACGAUUAGAUUAUUAUUUGCGGUUAUCCAUUUUGUAUUCAAAACGAUAAACAAAUACGGUUCGAAGUGGUUUUGAACACAAUACAAGGCAUAUGAUAAAAUUUUAUAAUGUAGGUCACUCAUUGAGGAAAAUCCUCAAUCAUUCCGAUCUUUACGAUUUUAAGCAGAACGCUAGACCAUCACAUAUUGGGAGUUAAUAUUGAACGGUUUGUAAAAGCUGUGUGUUGAUAUGCAAAACCUAAAAAUAAAAAAAUACACUAACUGUUCAAGUGAUGUAUUCGUGAAAGGCGUAUUUUCAGUUAUUUUAUUGAGAUAUAUUAAAUCAUUCAAAUAAUAUUAUCAACAUUUUGUUGUCUAUCCAUUA
This is a messenger RNA of Anopheles nili, 4087 nucleotides long. RefSeq names its product coatomer subunit alpha (gene alphaCOP). The coding region runs from base 1 to 3696 and encodes 1231 amino acids. Lineage: Eukaryota; Metazoa; Arthropoda; Insecta; Diptera; Culicidae. The record is from RefSeq and is a predicted model, not a curated record. The transcript has 2 exons. Gene Ontology annotation, cellular component: COPI vesicle coat. Gene Ontology annotation, molecular function: structural molecule activity; protein binding. Gene Ontology annotation, biological process: retrograde vesicle-mediated transport, Golgi to endoplasmic reticulum; intra-Golgi vesicle-mediated transport; intracellular protein transport.